UUGCUGUUUUGGGGAGGAAAUUGUCAGCCGCUGAGGGAUUUAUCCUCCGGCAUGUUUCCCACGUCUUAGAUGGAGCUGUUUUUUUCCUUGCUUUGAAGGAAAGAAAAAGGAAAAAAAUAAAAUAAAGAGCCAGAAGCUUUUAAACAUGCAUUGCUGCUUCUAGAAUAUCCCAACUCAAGACAGGCUUUCUGUGCGGCCGGCCAACGCUGCCCCCACUCCACCCAGCAAACAGGGUCUCUACCUGGGACCCCCCGAGAUCCCUUCUGGAUUUCAUGGAGACAGCAACACUCCUGCCUUCUCAAUUUAGGAGAAGCACCGGCUGGGGUUCCGUUAUGUCCUGCUUAACCCAGGUCUGGCACACCGAAGUGCCAGAAUCUCCCCCGUCGAGUCCCCAAAGUCCCAUCCCAGCGGACCCCCAUGACAGACCGAUCCCGCUCAAUCCGAUCGUGAUCACCUCUCCCUCUGCGGAAAACAGGCCCGCCGUGUGUUCGCCCGUGGGGUCUCCGUUGAGCUCCCCCAUCGACGGGAAGACCAGGUUGGGCUCCCCGACGGAGCGGCCUACCUCGCCGAUCGAAUGCUCCAUCUGCUUCAACACCUAUGACAACCUCUUCAAAACCCCCAAGGUCCUCCAGUGCCAUCACACUUUCUGCUUGGAGUGUUUGGCCCGGCUGACGGCCGCCCUGCCGCCCAACCGGGUGGAAGAUCAGCUCCCGUGCCCCUUCUGCAGGCAGCUGACCGAAAUCCCGCUCGAAGGCGCUCCGGGUCUCCAGACGAGCAAAGAGGUGAUGGCCACCUUACCGCCGGAAUUCCAGAAGGAGAGGGCCCACUGGAUGGAAGGGACCAAGCUGUGCUGCAGGCAGUGCUCCGACCCCGAGAACCCCCACACCUGCGUCACCAUCGACAUCGCCCCCAGCAAGCCCGAAGUGCCCGAGACCCCCACCGAGGGUGUCAUCGGACGCCUCUCCCGCUGCUCGAUAUGCGACGACUGGAAACGCGUCGUCCUGCUUUCCGUCCUCAUCAUCAUCCUCUUUUGCAUCAUCCUGUGGCCGGUGCAGUGUAUCGUCAAGACGGGGAACUUGAAGUGCCUCAACAAAUUCACAUACCCGCGGCCAAAUUACGUGCCUUACCAUCUCACCACCCCGGCCCCCGCACUGGACCUCACCAAGCUCGUGGCGUGAUUGCCGGGGGGAGGCCGUACGGGUGCUGCUUUGAUGUGGGGUGACCGCCGGUCAUUGUGGGGGGGGGAGAAAGUCCACGAGAGUCCUAGUUCUCCUCUGGAAGGAACCGGGGAGACGGGGUGGACUUCUCCUACCGGUUCUAGAGAAUUGCGUUGGAUUGGAUGGGCCGUCACGUUGACCUGGUGCAACGCAACUCACAUGAACGCUCGAGCGUGCACCGUCUUGGUCAUGUCGACUUGAAACACCCACGUGCCCACUUCCACACCUCCUAAGUGGCUCUAUGGCCAACCUGUUUUGGGAGGCCCAAGUGCCAAAGUCCAAGCAAAAGACAACUUGUUUUGCACGUAUGGGAGAACGCACUCAACGGGGAGAACACGCAAAUCCGAGCCAACGGACCGAACUCUGCAUACUCUUCCCCUUUUGCUGAUACCUCCCCCACCCCCGACACUUUCCCUCUACUUCCGGUUUCGUUUGGGCGAAAGGAGGGGACACUUCAUUUUCUAUUGUUAUUAAACAUUUCAGUUUUAUACCGCUGAA
Messenger RNA from Pantherophis guttatus, 1715 nucleotides. NCBI's taxonomy places the organism in Eukaryota, Metazoa, Chordata, Lepidosauria, Squamata, Colubridae. The record is from RefSeq and is a predicted model, not a curated record.